Molecule: messenger RNA, 2807 nt
Organism: Oryza sativa Japonica Group (Japanese rice)
Lineage: Eukaryota; Viridiplantae; Streptophyta; Magnoliopsida; Poales; Poaceae
Source: RefSeq, a predicted model, not a curated record
AAAAUCCUCCACUCCUCCACAUCGACCGCCUCGAUCUCUCUCUCGAAAAGCUCCCACUAAACAAAGGCGAAAACCAACCGAGAACCUGCACAAAGUACACAAGCAUAAUCCUAAUCCCUUCCUCCUCCUAGCCCAAAAAGCAAGAAUCCGCGCUUAAGUUUCUUCCUCUCUUCCCCUCCCCUCCUGCCUAGCAUCAGAUUCUUCUCAUGUCGGUUUUUUCUCCGCCCGGUUAAUCAUUUCCCACCAUUUCCUUUCUCUCCCGGCGCCGGUGGAUCGAGCUGCAGUUUCUUUUUGGUUCUUGGCACCUACUAGGCUACUACCAUUGUUGCUGUUGUCCGGUGUACAUCCACAACUUCUUUGCCUGCCUGCUGUUCCUUUUAGUUUCUCCAAGCUCCUGCCAACAGCAGCACAGCCUGUGUGUCACCACUCACCAGGGAGGAGGCCCCACUCCUCCUGUCUUGUUGCUCACUCACUCUGCUGGCAGCUUCCCCUAGGUUGUCCUUUGCUUGCCCUGGGUUUGGUUCUUGGGUCCAUCCAUCUUCAGAGUUUUCCUUUUUGCUGAAUCCUUUGAUCUCGGAUGGAUGAUGGCCGGUUCUUGAUAAGCCUUGCUGCAGGUUCUCCUCCCGAGAAGAUGUGGUAACAUUUCUUGGCUUCUUGCGUUUUGGAUUGGAGGCAAGAUUGCUUGUGAGGAUCUUGGUUAGCCUGAAACUUCGUUUGCUGUUCAGAAUUCGGGGGGCUUUGUUGGUUCUUGGCCUCUUGCCUGUUGGUUGGGUUUGAAGGAGGCUGAAGAGAGUUUGCCAAUGGAGCCACCAAGUGGGUUCUGGGCCUCCCUGGGGAGCUUCCUCAAGUUCUUGCCCUACUUCUGCGGCCUCCUCAUCCUGGGGGUCAUCAAAGGUGGCUUGCUGGUCUUCUGUCUCUGUCCAUUUUGGUAUUUUGAUAUGCCCUUGGGCAUGCCUUAUUAUGGCAAUUGGAUUAUCUGCGCUAAUCCUGGGCUUAUGGCCCAUGCAUGUGAUUUGGACUUACUACUGCAUUAUCAGAACUAAGCUGGUAGGACCUGUAGUAAAGCUUCUGCUCCUUAUUGCUGCCACUGCAACCUUAAUCUUAUGGUUGAUAGUUGGCAUCCCUGGAAGCAUCUUAGCUGGAUUGGUGUAUGGCUUUCUAGCACCGAUAAUGGCAACAUUUGGUGCGGUUGGAAAAGGAAAAGAAAAGCCGUUUGUUCAUUGUUUUGUGGAUGGAACGUGGAGUACUAUCACUGGGAGCUGUACGAUAGUCAGGGACGUGAAAGACCUGCUUUUCCACUCCUAUUUUUCUAUUAUGGACGAUCUUCGUCUUCAGGCACCUCCUGAUAACAAGCCAUAUGAGAUAAGAUUGCUCGAUAUUCCUGGUGCUUUAUUAUCUGCUGCAUGUGGACUCAUACUGGAUGGUAUAAUGUUCACGCUGAUUGCCAUCUACAAAUGCCCUGUGAUGCUUUUCAAAGGAUGGAAACGACUGAUUCAGGAUAUGAUUGGGAGAGAGGGACCUUUUCUGGAGACAGCUUGUGUGCCGUUCGCAGGUCUUGCUAUUCUUCUCUGGCCAUUUGCCGUAGUGGGAGCUGUUCUCGCCUCCAUCCUAUCCAGUAUUCCUUUAGGCGCAUUUGGUGCAGUCGUGGCUUAUCAGGAAUCCUCCCUAAAGAUGGGCUUAUCUUAUGUUGUCUCAUCUGUGUCCAUCUUUGAUGAAUACACAAAUGAUGUGCUUGACAUGGCACCGGGAUCUUGUUUUCCGAGGUUGAAAUAUAGGAAGAGAGAAGAUUCUUCACAUGGAGGUAGCUUAUCCAGGCCAACCUCAUUCAACAAAGAAAAGCAAGAGGGAAAGAAACCUCCAGCACGUGUUACAUCUUUUAAGAACAGUAUUGAAGACUUCAAUCCAUUCAAGUUGCUAGAACACCUAUUUGUCGAAUGCAAGCACCAAGGGGAGACUUUGGUUAAUGAAGGAGUCAUAACAAUGAAAGAUAUCGAAGAGACAAAGUCGGGAAAAGUUGGCACUGGAGUUCUUAAUGUUGGUUUACCAGCAUAUGUAAUCCUUAAUGCACUCCUUCGGUCCGCAAAAGCUAAUUCUGUUGGCCUACUCUUAAGUGAUGGCUCUGAGAUUACAUCUGACAAUAGGCCUAAACAUACACUCUAUGAAUGGUUCUUUGACCCUCUUUUGGUCAUCAAAGAACAAAUUAAAGCCGAGAAUUUUACAGAAGAGGAGGAAAAAUAUCUCAAAAUGCGAGUUUUGUUGAUUGGUGGCCCUGAUCGCGUCAAGGGCAGUCUUCCCGAUGUGCCAUCACUGGAUGAGCGAAAAAAGGCCGAAAUAGACGCAUUUGCUCGCAGACUGCAAGGGAUCACAAAGUCGAUAUCAAGAUACCCUACCGCGAAGCGACGCUUCGAUAUUCUUGUCAAGCAGCUCUUGUCUGAGCUUGAGAGGACGGUGGGUGGCGGUCAAUCGACCAAUGGGUCCCAAUCUCAAAGCUUGAGAGGCGGCAUUGCCAGAAUGCUCAGCCAGAAGUCCAUGGGGAAGGCGGCAAACGUCAGAGAUGAAGAUCCAGAAGCGCAAAUGACAAGCCAUGAUCGCACUCCGUGAUAUAAUGUUUGACAGUGCUGUUUUUUCACUUUGUACCGGACAUGCUAGUGAAGAGGAACCUUUCCCUGUAAUUACCAGCUACAUUGUACAAAUUAGUAGAUUCUGCAGCUAUAUGAGCUAACCCUAACCAUUCUUCUUUACCUAAUUUUGCAUGUUUUGAACACUAUGUGAAUGCAAUUGCAAUGCAACAUCGCUCGUCAUGAUAA